AUGGAGAAGUAAGAUACCUCCUUCCCUCCGCUUGUCUGGGAGCUCACCUUGGGCAAGUGAUAGUACUCCCUCGCCUCCCUGCCUAGGGUGACAGGUUCUAACUAUGGAUCAAAUAUCAAGUAGGAAGCAACCCUGUUUAAGAAGUUUGGUGAUGGUUUUAGUAGUGGUGAUGAAAGUAAUAUUGGUGAUUAUGAUGGUGGUGGUGAUAGUGAUGAUGAAAGUAACAAUGGCGAUUGUUAUGGUGGUGGGGAUUGUGAUAAAAGUGACAUUGGUGUUGUGAUGAUGAUAAUGAUAGUAAUAAUGGUAGUAAUGAUGUUGAUGGUUUUGAUAGUGAUAUUGUUAGUUAUGAUGAUGGUUUGA
Messenger RNA from Paramuricea clavata, 360 nucleotides. Lineage: Eukaryota; Metazoa; Cnidaria; Anthozoa; Malacalcyonacea; Plexauridae. The record is from the annotation of a GenBank genome assembly.